AUGUCUGCGGCGGUCAUUUUAGCCGCUGUCCUUGGCGGUGGGGUUCUCCUCAUUGCCCGGAGAAUACUCUCCAGGCGGAAAGCGCUGAGAUCACGGAGCUACCCAGCUAGUCUGAUGCGCGGAAAGACUGUGAUAGUGACCGGGGCGAACAGCGGCAUCGGGAAGGCGAUGGCGGCGGAGCUGCUGAAGCUGCAGGCCCGUGUGAUCAUGGCCUGUCGGGACAGGAAGAGGGCUGAGGAGGCGGCCCAGGACAUCAAGAAUCAAGCCGGUGCGAAUCAGGGAGAGGUCGUGAUCAGACACUUGGACCUUGCGUCGCUCCAGUCUGUGCACAGCUUCUGCGAGGAAGUUAUCAGGGAAGAGCCAAGGAUUGAUGUUCUUAUCAACAACGCUGGUCUCUACCAGUGUCCAUACAGUAGGACAGAAGAGGGCUAUGAAAUGCAUUUGGGAGUAAACCACCUGGGUCACUUCCUUCUGACAAAUCUUUUGCUGGACCUCCUGAAGCAGUCGGCUUCCAGCCGUAUCAUCGUGGUCUCAUCCAAGCUCUACAAGUAUGGCAGCAUCAACUUCGAGGACUUGAACAGCGAACAGAAUUACAACAAAGCUUUUUGCUACAGCCAGAGCAAGCUUGCCAACCUACUAUUCACUCGUGAGCUGGCACGCAGGCUGGAUGGUACUGGGGUAACUGUAAAUGCCCUCACUCCAGGUAUCGUAAGGACCAGAUUGGGCCGGCACGUCAACAUCCCCCUGCUGAUUAAGCCUCUUUUUUUGCUGGUCUCUUGGUUGUUCUUCAAAAGCCCACUGGAGGGUGCUCAGACCCCACUGUACCUGGCAUGCUCGCCUGAAGUUGAGGGUGUGUCUGGAAAAUGCUUCUCUAAUUGCGAAGAAGAACAAUUGCUUUCUAAAGCCACCGAUGACCUUACUGCUAAACGGCUCUGGGACCUAAGUGAAAGCAUGGUGGGUCUUAGGAGGUGAAGGGAAGAAGCAGACCUACCCUUCACAAAUGUGCCAAAUGCAAACAUCAAACAUCAGUGCAAUGGAUUUUUUGGGGAGUGUUUUUGGCCAAGUGCCUGAGGGACUUACUGGAUAACAGACAGGAAAUUAAAAUGUCCAUCUGUUCCCCGUAUCUUUGCUGCAGUGUUUUCAGAGAUGGCCUCAGGCUUGUGACUCAUUCUACUCUGUGAAUGAGAGCCUGAAAGUAUCGAGUCCGACAUAUCUCUUGAAUACAAAUGACAGGAGCAGUGAGCCCGAGAAACAUAUGGCUCAAAGCUAUCGUGAAUAUAGAAUAAUGCAAGCACCAUUGUAUAUCUCUCAGUGUAGAUUAAGUGGUGAUAUGUGUCCAAGUUAAUACAAUACAUCAAGAUUGUUGAAUCUUGUUGAAGCAAUUAAUUUGACAGAACUAUUCAUCUAUGAAGUGAACUCGUCACAAUUUAGCCUCCCAGAAUAUUCUCUUCUCAUAAUGCUGAAAGUAAACUUGGUAGCUCCCACCCUGUGACUCAUUUCAAGAUAUAUUUGAAAAUAUUUGUGACAUCCCAGUGUCCAAAAGAAAUGUAAAAGGAAACACGGUUUUCUUGCAGCUCUGCAGAUAGUGUGGUGUCACUACUCAAAUAAAAAAAAAGGGAAUCAGAGUAAUAGCUAAAAUUUCAUAUACCUCCUAUAUACCCCCAUCCGCCAUAUACUCCUGUACAUUAGCCAUUAUUGGAUCAUUUUCAUUUGCACUGGAGGUGUAGGUAGUUUACAAGCUACUGUCCUUAAUCACAUGCACUAACAUGAAAUGUUUUGAGUGUAAAUGCUGUGCUUCUGUUAUUCUCUAAAUCCUGAAUAAAUUGAAUGCUGGAAAAGAAGCCUGUCGUUUGUGGAGGAGGACCAAGGUCCUUCCUUUGUAUGCUGUCAUUCACACUGUACAAUAAGGAAACAUUUCAUGCAGGAUACAGAACUCUAAAUUAUAAAUUCUCCCCAAUACACCUCAGCAGCAAGCUUUACUCCCCAACAGGAGCAGUGUAGGAAAUAAAGGGGAGUUAAAGAGACGGGCAUUGUGCAAAUUUUGUGCUUUAUUAGAUAUAGAAAGCAAAACAGAAGAAACAGAGUCAUGCAUCAUUGUGUCAACUGACACAGGAUCCCCGCUGAUUAACAAAGAAGAGAGGGAUUGAAUCAUGAGGUAGAGAGGGCCUGAGGGAGGGGCUUACAGCACUGAGAAACAAAAGAGAGAAAACACUGAAAAGAACAAUCACCUCGGAAAUUCCAUCGCCCAACAAAACACAUCAGGAGUUAAAUAAA
This is a messenger RNA of Carassius carassius (crucian carp), 2274 nucleotides long. RefSeq names its product retinol dehydrogenase 14-like. The record is from RefSeq and is a predicted model, not a curated record. The transcript is spliced from 2 exons. The coding region runs from base 1 to 972 and encodes 323 amino acids. NCBI's taxonomy places the organism in Eukaryota, Metazoa, Chordata, Actinopteri, Cypriniformes, Cyprinidae.